AUGUCAUUCCGUAGCAUCGUGCGUGAUGUAAGGGAUGGCUUCGGGAGCUUGUCUAGGAGGGGAUUCGAGGUCAGGUUUCUGAGUCAUCGCAGAGGGAAAUCUCAUGGUGCUGUCCAUGAGCUGCACGACCCAGUGCCUGUGGUACAGAGCAGCUGCUGGGCUAGCUUGCCUCCUGAAUUACUUCGAGAUGUGAUUGAGAGGCUGGAGACCAGUGAGGAUACAUGGCCUUCUAGGAAGCAUCCUGGGCCUCGAGAUGGAACUAUUCAGUGUUUCAUUAAGAGCGAUAAAUCUACCCAAAUCUACAGUCUGUACCUUAGCUUUAGCUCUGCUGUCCCUGCCGAAAAUGGCAAAUUCCUUCUGUCAGCCAAAAGGAACUGCCGUCCAACAUAUACAGAAUAUACAAUAUCAAUAAAUUCUGGUGAUAUAUCUAGGUCUGCCAGUAACAACACAUACAUUGGGAAAUUAAGGUCAAAUUUCCUUGGCACAAAAUUUGUAAUAUACGAUACUCAGCCACCAUACAAUGCAACUAGUCCUGCAGUGGCAGGGAAAACAAGCCAGAGAUUCUACUCCAAGCAGGGGUCAACCAAGGUUUCUUCCAGCCGGUACAGCAUAGCGCAAGUCUCAUAUGAACUGAAUGUCUUGGGAACUCGAGGUCCAAGGCGGAUGAACUGUGUAAUGCACUCCAUCCCAGCUUCAUGCCUUGAGGCUGGUGGCAGUGUCCCUUGCCAGCCAGAUAGCAUCGGUGCCCGCACUGUCGGUGGAUCCUUCAGCAGCGUCUCCUUGUCAAAGCCAUCUACUAUGGACCACUCCAUGCAUUUCAGCAGUUCCCGGUUCUCCGACGCCGUAACAGGGGACGGCAUUGUUAGCAGAGGCCAGGCAUUGAGUGACGCUGACAACGAAGAGUGCAGGGACACACCUUUGGUCCUCCGCAACAAGGCCCCGAGAUGGCACGAGCAGCUGCAGUGCUGGUGCCUCAACUUCCGGGGCCGGGUGACUGUCGCCUCGGUCAAGAACUUCCAGCUAGUCGCUGUGACGACACAGCCUGCUGCCGCUGGAGCCCCGACCCCACCGCAGGCAGCCUCGCCGCCAGGUCCAGCUCCAGGUCCACCUCCGCCGGACCAGGAGAAGGUCUUACUGCAGUUCGGGAAGGUCGGCAAGGACAUCUUCACCAUGGACUACUGCUACCCGCUGUCCGCCUUCCAGGCCUUCGCCAUCUGCCUGAGCAGCUUCGACACCAAGCUGGCCUGCGAAUAA
Molecule: messenger RNA, 1254 nt
Organism: Miscanthus lutarioriparius
Lineage: Eukaryota; Viridiplantae; Streptophyta; Magnoliopsida; Poales; Poaceae
Source: the annotation of a GenBank genome assembly